Messenger RNA from Macroventuria anomochaeta, 597 nucleotides. Its product is annotated as HET-domain-containing protein. Lineage: Eukaryota; Fungi; Ascomycota; Dothideomycetes; Pleosporales; Didymellaceae. The annotation marks the transcript as partial. The record is from RefSeq and is a predicted model, not a curated record. The transcript has a single exon.
AUGCAUGGUGCCACAGAGCGGCUUAGCCCAUACACGAAUGCGCCUCUCGACUUGGAGGGUAGAGGCAUUCGUCUCGUUGAACUUCAAUCGAGCAGUUCCUCAGACACUAUCAGAUGUCAUCUGCGAUCGUACGCCCUACCACCAGAUGGUCCAUCGUACAUUGCGCUCUCUUAUCAAUGGGGCCCCUGCGAACGAUACGCCAACAUCGAACUUAAUGGGAUGCCAUUUACCGUUGGUCGUAGUCUCUGGACCUUCCUGCACCAGAUGCGCCUACAUCGGGUCUUUAAGACGUUCUGGAUAGACGCCAUCUGCAUUGAUCAAGCCAAUGUGGAAGAAAGGAACCACCAAGUUGGAAUGAUGCGACACAUCUACUUAAACGCGGCGUCGGUAUCUAUCUGGCUUGGCGAAGUUGAAGAGGACACUCUUGUCGGUGAAGCCAUGAAGAUUAUGGCGCCGCGGAAUCUCCGUAGCGGUCAAACGCUUGACAACAUUGCGCACUGGAAGAGAUGGACAACGCGGGAGAUUGAGGCUUUCCAAGCUUUUUGCGAGCACAAGUAUUGGAGUCGUGUGUGGAUCAUCCAGGAAGUCGCCUUGGCC